This is a messenger RNA of Glossina fuscipes, 995 nucleotides long. It is a transcript of the gene QIL1, whose product is annotated as MICOS complex subunit MIC13 homolog QIL1. The transcript has 2 exons. Gene Ontology annotation, biological process: cristae formation. NCBI's taxonomy places the organism in Eukaryota, Metazoa, Arthropoda, Insecta, Diptera, Glossinidae. Gene Ontology annotation, cellular component: mitochondrial crista junction; MICOS complex. The coding region runs from base 149 to 490 and encodes 113 amino acids. The record is from RefSeq and is a predicted model, not a curated record.
AGCUGGUCAUUCACGUCUUGAUAGUUUUAUUUGCAAUUGAAAUUAUUGAAAUUUUUGGUAUUUAUUGAAGUGCAAGCAAAGGGGAAGCUGUGGUCACCCGGUCUCUUCACAUAUAUAUUAUAAUUUUACACACUUUUGAUUUUGAGAGAUGGUUGUUGGAUUUCUUAUACGCACAGGCGUAGUUAUUGGCGCCGUAUAUUAUACCAAGAAGACCGGUGUUUGGGGUAGUCCAGAGGAGACUGAACAAUUGUAUAAUGAUAUUAAAGAUCAACUACGUCCGCAUGUUAAUCGUUUAGAGCGACACUUACCGUUUGAAGUUCCUUCCUUGCCUAGAACUGAAGAAUUUAGCUUUUUGGCCAAGCACUACUAUAAUCAAAGCGUCAAAAAUACAUUCCAUUUUAUUGAAAUGUUGCCUUGCUACACUGGCCAAUUAAUGAAAAAGGCAAAGGAUACAUUUGAAAAUUUCUCUCAGCCGCCUACAUCUCAGUAAUUUCAAUGUAUGUAUAUAUAUGCAUUUAUAUAUAUGUAACAUGUAAUAUAUCAAUGUUUGUACGAAUGUACAUUCAUAUGUAUGCAUAUAUAUAUAUAUAUGUGGAUACUUAUCCAUUACUGGCAAUUCUUGCAACAAAUGCAAUCUCCCAGAACUUUUAUACAUCCAAUUUUGGGAGGAGAAACUAUUUUGAUCUAAAUUCUUCAAUCAGUCGAGAACACAAUGCAACAAUUAAAAAAAAAAAAUUAAAUAAUUCAGAUAUUGGUUACGCGGAUUCACAAUAAGUUCGAUAAGUUCCAUCGUUCUUUUAUCUACUCUGGUUGCAGCUUUUCUUGCUUGCUAAUUUAAAAGUUUGUUAAAAACCUUAGAUGUAAUUGCAUAUUGUUUGUGUUCAUGUAAUGUAAAUGUAUACAUAAAAAAGAAAGCACAAGUUACGUCGAUGUGUAUAUAAUAGAUCCAUGUUAUUUGUGCUUAAUAAAUAUUCUCGACAAAUUCAAAUUGACAU